Molecule: messenger RNA, 2469 nt
Organism: Phalaenopsis equestris
Lineage: Eukaryota; Viridiplantae; Streptophyta; Magnoliopsida; Asparagales; Orchidaceae
Product: pentatricopeptide repeat-containing protein At5g50390, chloroplastic
Exons: 2
Coding region: 186-2351 (721 amino acids)
Biological process (GO): RNA modification
Molecular function (GO): zinc ion binding; protein binding; RNA binding
Source: RefSeq, a predicted model, not a curated record
GCCAUAAUUCAAGUUCGUCGACAACCCGGAAAGGUGACGGAUCUCCCAAUGCUCGGAACAGCCACCCUCCAAAAUAGAAGGAAACCCUCCCAAUUCUUCUCGCCCAAAGCUUGUGGCCUUCUCCAUGCUCUGAUUUCUCUCGAAGAGCGAAAUUAUUCUGUCAUAUUCUCGCCGAUAUCGCUCCAAUGGAUGCUAUUCUCAUCCUUCCUUGUAAUUUGCCAUCCAGUCAUGGCUUGAAGCUUCUAUUUUCGCCGUUUCAUUCAUUGUCGGCUACGGCGGAGGGCUACACUGAGAAAAAGACCAAUUCAUGCUAUAGAUCCAUACAAGGUUGCUAUAUUCUUCUCCCCACCAAGAGAAAAAGAUCUUAUUCGAUCGUCCGAUGCUCGUCAAUGGAGCAAGAUUUGAAACCAAGGCCGACAAUGAAGCUCAUGCCCGUCAGUGAUUCUCCCGACCUGGAACAAGGUUCCAACAAGUCCAACAAUAAUUGCAUCAUCCAUCCUCUCCCCUCAGCUCUUUGUCAUCGAAUUGAGAGGCUGGUCUUCUUUAAGAAGUACAAAGCAGCCAUCGAGCUAUUUGAGGUCCUGGAAUUGAGUGGGCGAGGUAAUGGCAGCUCCGAAGCAAUUGGCGCCAGCACUUACGAUUCUCUGGUCACAGCUUCCAUCAGCCUCAAAUCCGCAACGGUUGCUCGAUCCAUCUUCCGCCACAUGAUGGAAUGUGAAUUUGAUUUUGAUCAGUACAUGAUGAAUAGGGUCCUUCUGAUGCACAUGAAAUGUGGAAUGAUAGUGCAUGCACGCCGCUUGUUCGAUGACAUGCCGCAAAAAAAUUCAGUGUCGUGGAACACCAUGAUUUCAGGCCUGGUUGAUGCAGGCUCCUAUGAUGAGGCGCUUGAGAUGUUUCUGAUUAUAUGGGAGGAUCAAAUAGAUGUUGGCUCCCGUGGGUUGGCAACUUCCAUAAGAGCUGCAGCAGGGUUGGCCUCACUGGCUGCCGGCGUUCAGUUACAUUCUUUUGCUUUUAAAGCAGGCCUUUUUUAUAACUUAUUUGUGUCUUGUGCUCUUAUUGACAUGUAUGGCAAGUGUGGAUGCAUUAAUGAUGCCCGCCAGGUGUUUGAUUGGAUGCCUGACAAGCAUGUUGUGGGAUGGAAUUCAAUGAUAGCCGGAUAUGCUUUAAAUGGUUACAGUGAAGAAGCUCUUGAGUUGUACUAUCAGAUGCAAAACUCCAAUGUAAAGAUGGAUCAUUUCACUUAUUCUAUCAUCAUCAGAAUCUGUGCUCGGUUGGGUUUACUAGAGCAAGGCAAGCAAGCUCACGCUGGAUUGGUUAGAAACGGGUUUGGCACGGAUACUGUUGCAUGUACUGCUCUCGUUGAUUUGUAUUGCAAAUGGGGGAGAAUGGAUGAUGCAAGGCAUGUUUUUGAUAAGAUGUCUCGUAGAAAUUUGAUAUCUUGGAAUGCUUUGAUAGGAGGUUAUGGGAAUCAUGGUAUGGGAGCUGAGGCUGUGGCAGUGUUUGAGAGUUUGCUGAAGGAAGGAAUAAUUCCAAACCAUGUGACCUUUCUUGCAGUCUUAGGUGCUUGUAGCUAUUCUGGACUGUUAAGCAAAGGGAGAGAAAUCUUUGAAUUGAUGGCUCGAGAUCCCAAGACGAAGCCACGGGCAAUGCAUUAUGCCUGCAUGAUAGAACUGCUGGGACGAGAGGGUCUUUUGGAUGAAGCAUUGGCUCUUAUAAAAAACGCUCCUUUCAGCCUGACCACAAACAUGUGGGCAGCAUUGUUUAGGGCUUGUAGAUUUCACAGGAACCUUGAACUUGGAAAACUAGCAGCUGAGAAGCUUUUCGGGAUGGAACCAGAGAAGUUGGGGAAUUACAUUGUACUCCUAAAUCUUUAUAACAGCAGUGGGAGAAUGAAUGAUGCUGCCAAGGUUUUGGAUUCUUUAGCGAGGAAAGGACUUAGACUUGUUCCUGCUUGUAGCUGGAUCGAGAUCAAGAAGCAACCCCAUAGGUUUCUUUUUGGAGACAAAUCCCAUCCACAGAGUGAAGAGAUCUAUAAAAGGGUUGAUGCAUUGAUGGAGGAGAUUGUUAAAGAAGGCUAUCUUCCUCAAAGGAGAUGUUUAUUUCCUGAUGUGUUGGAACAUGACCAAAUAAUUUUGCAUUUUCAUAGUGAGAUAUUGGCAAUUAGUUUUGGGCUGAUCAACACGCCAGACUUCACCCCUCUGCAAGUGUUACAGGGUCACAGGGUCUGCAAUGACUGUCAUUGUAUAAUUAAGCUUAUUACUAUUGUCACCAGAAGGGAGAUUGUUGUGAGGGAUGCAAGCCGCUUUCAUCAUUUCAGAAAUGGGGCUUGCUCUUGUGCGGAAUACUGGUAACUGAAUUCAGGGGCGGUUGGCGGCGAUUGGGUGUUGUGGCUGUGACUGGCAGUGGUAGCCAAUUGGGUGACAGUGGCAGCUGGCAACAACAGUCGGUAGCUGUUGUUGGCGGCGGCGC